Wyeomyia smithii (pitcher-plant mosquito) is the source of this 975-nucleotide messenger RNA. RefSeq lists its product as uncharacterized. The transcript is spliced from 2 exons. The record is from RefSeq and is a predicted model, not a curated record. Bases 15 to 893 code for a protein of 292 amino acids. NCBI's taxonomy places the organism in Eukaryota, Metazoa, Arthropoda, Insecta, Diptera, Culicidae.
GCUGUAUCAGUAAGAUGAACUACUUGCUGGCACUAAUUGGCGCUCUGUGCCUCGUGGGCGGAAUCCACGCCGAUUCACUAACCGACACGAUCAAUGGCAACUUAACGCUUCAGUUAACAAAUUUUACCACUUCGCUUACAACGAUAAAUGCCACGAUCACCGCUGCGGAUAAAAAUACUAUCAAAGCUUGGAACAAUUGGGGCAACACAACCAUAAACAAUUUAACAGCUAUUUAUAACCGCUUCAAAACCUACCCCAUUGAUUUUACCUCACUAACUAGUGUUAUAUCUAGUCUUACUUCUACAUUGAACACUUCGCAACCCACGCUUUUCGCGAGUGACACUUCGUUGUUCAGCAAUUAUGCACCUCAAAUUUCACAGCAAAUUAACGAUACCGGAAGUCUGCUUCUUACGGCUGCUGCCAACAUGAGUUCGCAAAUAACUUGCACCAAUGAUUUUGCUGCCAGCUGCUAUAAGAAAUAUGGUGCUAAUCUAACCGCCAGCCCGAUCUUACUGAGUCGUUACGUGGGCUGUGUAACAGCAGAAAAUACACGCAUCGCCAACAUUGGAAUUAACGUCACUGGUCAAAUCAACAGCACUAUGGCCACGGUGCAAACCUACCUGAAUUUGCUAAACAUUUGCAAUAUACCAACAGUCGCAUCCUUAGCUUCAUCACAGCCACCAUCUCUUCAGUGCUUGACGACGUUCUUGAAUAAUCUAAGCCGUUCGCAAAUUACCUAUUGGGGGUAUGCAGUUGACUCCGUCCGUUAUCAACAAACCGGCAUGGUUUAUUUCCGAAUUCAGCGUUGCGCAAAACUUGUAAGUUUGGACAUCCAGGACGCGGUAGCCCGUGUGCAGAACAGUUUUACAUCAUGCUUAUCCACGGGUGUUUGAGGAUGCUACCAUGUGAAACAUGUAAAUAACGGCAGUGAAGUAUUCAAGAAAAUAAAAUCAAAAAAUGCUUUGACAAUAUCGA